Molecule: messenger RNA, 652 nt
Organism: Nothoprocta perdicaria
Lineage: Eukaryota; Metazoa; Chordata; Aves; Tinamiformes; Tinamidae
Gene: ATP5PD
Product: ATP synthase peripheral stalk subunit d
Exons: 5
Coding region: 6-491 (161 amino acids)
Biological process (GO): proton motive force-driven ATP synthesis
Molecular function (GO): proton transmembrane transporter activity
Source: RefSeq, a predicted model, not a curated record
GCGCCAUGGCAGGCCGCAGAGCCGCUCUCAAGGCCAUCGACUGGGCCGCCUUCUCGGAGCGGGUGCCCCCCAACCAGCGGGCCAUGUUCAACGCGCUCAAGACCCGCAGCGACGCCCUGUCGGCCCGCCUGGCCGCCCUGCCCGAGAAGCCCCCGGCCAUCGACUGGGCCUAUUACAAGGCUGCCGUGGCCAAGGCCGGCAUGGUGGACGACUUCCAGAAGAAGUUCAGUGCACUGAAGGUUCCUGAGCCAGUGGACACACAAACUGCCAAGGUUGAUGCCCAAGAAAAGGAAGCUGCAAAGAGCAGUGCUGAGUAUGUGCAGGCCUCCAAAGCUCGUAUUGCCCAGUACGAGCAGGAGCUGCAGAAGUUCAGGAACAUGAUUCCCUUUGAGCAGAUGACGUUUGAGGACCUGCACGAAGUCUUCCCUGAAACCAGACUGGACAAGGAGAAGUAUCCGUACUGGCCACACAAACCGAUUGCGGAUCUGUGAAGAUGUCCCUUUCUCUACAGCAGUUUAUCUAAUGACUGCUGGAUUCUAGAAUCUUUUAAAUAAAAUAUUUUCCCUCCUGGCUGAUGGGUUAGAUCUUAGUUAUGGGGUUGCAAGGAUUUGAGAUAUAUGGAGCAAUAUAUAUAUUCAUAGUAUAUUCACAA